Apis florea (little honeybee) is the source of this 924-nucleotide messenger RNA. The record is from the annotation of a RefSeq genome assembly. Lineage: Eukaryota; Metazoa; Arthropoda; Insecta; Hymenoptera; Apidae.
AUUUGAAUUUUUAUUGAUUUAUUAGUUAUAAUAAUUAUAGUAUUAAUUAGUGUAGCUUUUUUAACAUUAUUGGAACGAAAAAUUUUAGGUUAUAUUCAAGAUCGAAAGGGUCCAAAUAAAAUUAUAUUAUUAGGUUUAUUUCAGCCUUUUAGAGAUGCAUUGAAAUUAUUAUCUAAAGAAUGAUAUUUUUUUAAUUAUUCAAAUUUAUAUAUUUUAAGUCCUAUAUUAAUAUUUUUAAUAUCAUUAAUUAUAUGAAUUUUAUAUCCAUGAAUUAAUUUAAUUUAUUAUUUGAAUUAUAGAAUUUUAUUUAUAUUAUUGAUUUUGGGAUUAAGUGUUUAUCCUGUUUUAUUUGUUGGUUGAAUUUCUAAUUGUAAUUAUGCUAUUAUAGGUUCAAUACGUUUAGUUUCAACGAUAAUUUCAUUUGAGAUUAAUUUAUUUUUUUUAGUUUUUAGAUUAAUAAUUUUAAUUGAAAGAUUUUCUUUUUUAGAAUUUAUUAAUUAUCAGUAUAUGAUUAAAUUUGUUAUUUUAGUUUUUCCUUUAUAUUUAAUAUUUUUUAUAAGAAUAUUGAUUGAAUUAAAUCGUACACCUUUUGAUUUAAUUGAAGGUGAGUCUGAGUUAGUUUCUGGUUUUAAUAUUGAAUAUUAUAGUGGUAUAUUUGUAUUAAUUUUUUUAUCUGAAUAUAUAAAUAUUAUGUUUAUAAGAUUGAUUUUAAAUUUGAUAUUUUUUGGUUUAAAUUAUUGAUCAAUAAUAUUUAUUUUUAUUUAUUUAUAUCAUAUUUGUUUAAUUAUUUGGGUUCGAGGUAUUUUACCUCGAAUUCGUUAUGAUAAAUUAAUAUAUAUUUGUUGAACUGAAAUAUUAAUAAUUGUAAUGAUUUAUUUAAUAUAUUUAUAUUAUAUAAAAGAAAUUAUAAAUUUAAUUUCAUAA